AUGAAGCUUCCCCUUUACGUCGUCGCCUUCGCCCACUUGCUCUGCGCCGAGGCGACCCGCGGGGAGGAGGAGGAGGAGGAGAAGAAGGAGGAGGAGAAGGAUUACAAGGAGGUCCGCUCGGGGCGCAGGACGUGCCGGCUCUACUGCAGGGUGGGCAUCGGCUUCCACCUCCAGAUCCAUCCCGACGGCAGAGUCAACGGCAGCCAUGAGCCCCACCGCCUCAGUGUCCUGGAGCUCUUCGCCGUGUCCCAGGGGGUCAUCGGCAUACGAGGGGUCUUCAGCAACCGAUUCCUGGCCAUGAACAAGAGAGGGCGUCUCCACGCCACGGAAUUGUUCACGGACGACUGUAAGUUCCGGGAGCGCUUCCAGGAGAACAGCUACAACACGUACGCCUCGGUGAUCCACAGGAACCACAGGACCGGCCGGGACUGGUUCGUGGCGCUCAACAAGCGAGGCAAAGCCAAAAUGGGCUCCAGCCCCAGGGUCAAACCCCAGCACGUCUCCACCCACUUCUUGCCCAGGGUCGGAUUGCACGACGGCGCCCAGCGCGGCUUCGCCAUCACGGACGGAGGCAAAGAGCGGCAGGAAUCGCCUCCGCCGCCGCCCAAACCGCCGGAUCGAACCAACGUCCGUGUGGCAACGCGGCCCAGACAAGUCAAGUACUGGCCCAAGUAUCGUUUUGGAUAAGUGACGCGGCGUCGUUACGAGUAUCGACUUCCAAACAUUCCCAAUAUUUGCUACCUCGGAGUAGUUGGAUUGUUAUUGUUUGUCUAUGCUCACAGCUAGCUACAUGACCGAUAACAUCCCGUUAGCGAGAUUAGCAAGAUUAGCGAGGCAUCUCGGAAAAGUUACCCCCAAACGCUAAUCCUGCUAGCAAGCAAUAACGAAAGCAAAAAUAAGUUAGCCGCCUUGCUAACACUCUGAGAUGCUAACACAUAACAUAAAGACGAAUACUUCCGUCCCGAAGCCAGACGCGUUUGUAGCAUGUGACUUGUGCUAGCGUUAGCACCAUGUAGCAUCUAAG
This is a messenger RNA of Doryrhamphus excisus (bluestripe pipefish), 1024 nucleotides long. It is a transcript of the gene fgf5, whose product is annotated as fibroblast growth factor 5. The record is from RefSeq and is a predicted model, not a curated record. NCBI's taxonomy places the organism in Eukaryota, Metazoa, Chordata, Actinopteri, Syngnathiformes, Syngnathidae. Gene Ontology annotation, molecular function: growth factor activity.